AUGACGACGAGGCACGCGUACGCGAUCGCGAACGCGUUCCCGUCGGCGACGAAAGGCGACGACAGUGGGAAUCCCGCGGCCGUGGUGCUUUUGCCGGACGAUGGACCGUGGCCGCCGGACGCGGUGAUGCAGGCGGCGGCGAGCGAAUUAGGCUUGAGCGAGACGGCGUUCGCGAAGCGGGCAGACGUGGAGGUCGUCGGCGCGAUGGUGCAUCGGAUGUACGACAUACGGUGGUUUACGCCAAAGUGCGAGAUCAAUCUGUGCGGGCACGCGUCGAUGGCGACGGCGCACGAGAUUUUUCGAGCGCCGGGGAACGAGCACGUCACUAAGAUUGGAUUUUUAUACGGCAAGCCGCGUGAUGUGUGCGAUGGAACACAAGUGAAAGCCGCUUACGAGUCGUUGUUCGUGUGGAAAGAUUUGGACGGCGGUGUAGAGUCGUCCUACGCGAUGGCACUUCCGGAGGAACGCGCGAGAUCCUUUCCGGACGCGCUUGGUGAGGAUGGGUUCUUACACCCUCAAGAAAUCGUGAACAUGAUUCGAGGCUGCUUUGGCGACGACCACGAGCGCUCGAACUCGCAGAGCUCUGCGACUUCCAAGGCGAAGUACGAGCUUCGGUACAACUUCAUCGGCGACUUGUUUUUCAUAAUCGACACGGAUGAUGCACCCGACGAGGUGUUUGAGGCGUGUUUCGACCGCUUCAUGAAUCACGCGCCCGAUCUGAAGGCGAUAUCGGAAGUGGGGAGGUGCUUCAUCGAGGAAAUGAAGUACGACUUUGAAAUGGUUCAAGGUUUUCGUGGUUUGUGCGUGCUCUUGACGGUGAAAAAUCGGCCGAAUCAUUCGUACGAUUUCUACACGCGAUGGUUUGGGCCGGAUGUCGGUAUCGACGAAGAUCCCGUGACGGGUAGCGCGGCGAGCGGCUAUGCUAGAUUUCUUGAUGACAAGUUGCCCGAGGUCGUCGGUAAAAAGCGCGGUUGUCAAAUGUCGAAACCCAGGGGCGACAUCACGGUGAGUCUCUCGGACAACCCCUACCCCGACACGGAUGUUCAUGUCGAGGUUGUCGGCAAAGUUGCGACGAGAUCGAGUGGUGUUCUCGAGGUUUCUGUUCUAAAGGAUGGUGAUAUAUCAGUCGUGAAUCGACGAAACUCCUAG
Ostreococcus lucimarinus CCE9901 is the source of this 1149-nucleotide messenger RNA. RefSeq lists its product with no specific name. Bases 1 to 1149 code for a protein of 382 amino acids. Gene Ontology annotation, molecular function: isomerase activity. The record is from RefSeq and is a predicted model, not a curated record. Gene Ontology annotation, cellular component: cytoplasm. The transcript has a single exon. Lineage: Eukaryota; Viridiplantae; Chlorophyta; Mamiellophyceae; Mamiellales; Bathycoccaceae. Gene Ontology annotation, biological process: biosynthetic process.